CGGCUGCCGAAGGUGUCCCGGCGGGCGGCUCUAAGCCUGGAAGCAGCGGGUUGAAGGCAACGUGUUGAAGGGGCGCUGCUGCUCAUGAUAUUGAAUAUAAGUUCUGUGUCAUGGAUGACGCUGCUUUGUCACUUGGAGCAAUAGAUGUUUCCUAUUCUUCUUCCUUGGCAGAAUGCACUGUGACUAGAUGUAAACACUCCAAUGAAGAAUGGGGAGAGUGCAAUUCUAGGCCUACUGUCUUCCGAUCAGCCACUCUGAAAUGGAAAGAGACCCUACUUGGCCGGAAUCGGCCCUUUGUGGGGCGCUGUUGCUACGUAUGCACUCCUCAAAGCCGGGACAAGCUUUUUAAUGCUAGUAUCCCUUCUUUGGGCCUUCGAAAUGUCAUCUAUAUUAAUGAAACACACACAAGGCACAGAGGUUGGCUUGCCAGGCGACUCUGUUAUGUUCUUUUCGUGCAAGAACGGGAUGUUCAUAAGGGUAUGUUUGCAAAUAAUGUGACAGAAAAUGUGCUGAAAAGCAACAGAGUGCAGAAUGCUAUUGCACAGGAAGCUUCAGAAAUGUCUGCUGUGAGUGGCUCUGGUCAGCCAGACCCCAGAAACGUCAACAAAGUCAAGAAGCAAGCUAGAAAAAUUCUUCAGGAAAUGGUAGCAAAUGUAUCGCCUGCUUUGAUCAGGUUAACGGGAUGGGUGUUGCUGAAAUUAUUUAACAGCUUUUUUUGGAAUAUCCAGAUUCACAAAGGCCAAUUAGAGAUGGUGAAAGCAGCAACAGAGCUGAAUUUGCCGCUUAUAUUUCUACCUGUUCACAAAUCUCAUAUUGACUACCUGCUUCUCACGUUCAUUCUUUUCUGUCAUAACAUCAAAGCACCGUACAUUGCUGCAGGGAAUAAUCUGAAUAUCCCCAUUUUCAGCACUUUGAUCCACAAGCUUGGAGGGUUUUUUAUACGGAGAAAAUUGGAUGAGAGGCCCGAUGGCCGUAAAGAUAUUUUGUACAGAACCUUGCUGUAUGUGCAUAUCCAAGAGUUGCUUCGCCAGCAACAGUUCUUAGAGAUAUUCCUGGAGGGCACACGGUCCCGGAGUGGAAAGACAUCCUGUGGAAGGGCAGGCCUUUUAUCAGUAGUGGUGGACGCUCUGUAUUCAAAUGCUACUCCAGACAUCCUAAUCAUACCCGUGGGAAUAUCCUAUGAUAGAAUCAUUGAAGGCCACUACAACAGUGAACAGCUGGGGAAGCCCAAGAAGAACGAAAGCCUUUGGAGCGUGGCCAGAGGAGUCUUCCGAAUGCUGCGGAAGAAUUACGGCUGUGUUAGGGUAGAUUUCGCUCAGCCGUUUUCUCUGAAAGAAUAUUUGGAUGGCCAAAGCCAGAAGCCUAUGCCUAUGCCUAUCCCUCUUUCUCUGGAGCAAACUCUCUUACCAGCUGUACUCCCUUCAAGACCUAAUUAUGUGGUAGAAGAAGGUACAGGGGCUGCACUUCCUGAUUCCAGGGAUUUAUCCUGUGAACCAUUGAGAAGACAGUUAAUCGCUAACUUGGCAGAGCACGUAAUGUUCACUGCUAACAAGUCAUGUGCUGUGAUGUCAACACACAUUGUUGCCUGUUUGCUGCUCUACCGACACAGGCAGGGAAUUGAUCUUUCCAAGCUGGUUGAAGAUUUUUUUUCCAUGAAGGAGGAGGUUCUGGCUCGGGACUAUGACUUGGGAUUUUCAGGGAAUUCUGAAGAUGUUGUCAUGCAUGCCAUCCAUUUGCUGGGGAACUGUAUAACUAUCACAAACACCAGCCGAAACAACGAGUUCUUCAUCACACCCAGCACAUCCAUUCCUACUGUCUUUGAACUCAACUUCUACAGCAACGGGGUACUGCAUGUCUUCUUCAAAGAGGCCAUUGUUGCUUGUAGCCUCCAUGCUAUACAGAAUAAAAGGCAUAGAAAUGGCAUCAACGGAAUCCCACCAAACAUGAUCAGUCAGGAACAACUGGUCCGAAAAGCUGCCAGCUUGUGUUACUUGCUCUCCAAUGAAGGCACUAUUGCCCUGCCCUGCCAGCUGUUAUGCCAAGUGUGUCAUGAAGCAAUUGAACAGUUCAUACAGUAUGGCAUUCUUUUGGUAGCGGAGCAGGAUGAGCAGGAGGAUAUUAAUCCUAGCCUUGCAGAGCAGCACUGGGAAAAGAAACUCCCAGAACCAUUAUCUUGGAGGAGUGAUGAGGAGGAUGAAGACAGUGACUUUGGCGAAGAACAACGAGAUUGCUACUUGAAGGUGAGCCAGUCUCAGGAGCACCAGCAGUAUAUCACCUUCCUUCAGAAGCUACUGGGACCAUUACUGGAGGCGUACAGUUCUGCUGCUAUCUUCAUACAUAACUUCCGCGGUCCUGUCAGGGAAUCAGAAUAUCUUCAAAAAUUACACAGAUACUUAAUAACACGAACAGAAAAGAACGUUGCAGUAUAUGCUGAGAGUGCCACCUAUUGCCUUGCAAAAAACGCAGUGAAAGUCUUUAAGGACAUGGGGGUAUUUAAGGAGACAAAGCAGAAGAGAGAUUCUAUUUUGGAGCUGAGCAGCACUUUUCUACCUCAUUGUAAUCGGCAAAAACUACUAGAAUUCAUUCUGGGAUUUGUUGUACUGUAGAACGUUUUGGGUUGACUUUGUCUGCCAGCAAGAAGUUGGUAGAAUUGGAGAAUGUGACACAAAGCUUCGGGGCUUUUGCUGCUUCCAUAAUGUGUAUAGUGCCAUUUGUGGGUAAGGCUUUAUCUAACCCAAACCACUGGAAGACAAGUGCCUUCAUACAUAUGCAUGUCUGGAACUACAAGAUUUGGUAACCAAGGCAAACACAACAACUUGGAUGCAAGUGAAGAGCCAUUAAUGGGAAAAACACGCAAACACACACACGCAAACACACACACACACA
Molecule: messenger RNA, 2886 nt
Organism: Lacerta agilis (Sand lizard)
Lineage: Eukaryota; Metazoa; Chordata; Lepidosauria; Squamata; Lacertidae
Gene: GPAM
Product: glycerol-3-phosphate acyltransferase, mitochondrial
Exons: 21
Coding region: 111-2606 (831 amino acids)
Biological process (GO): phospholipid biosynthetic process
Cellular component (GO): plasma membrane; mitochondrial membrane
Molecular function (GO): glycerol-3-phosphate O-acyltransferase activity
Source: RefSeq, a predicted model, not a curated record